Messenger RNA from Fraxinus pennsylvanica, 558 nucleotides. Lineage: Eukaryota; Viridiplantae; Streptophyta; Magnoliopsida; Lamiales; Oleaceae. The record is from the annotation of a GenBank genome assembly.
AUGACUUCUGGUGCUCAAGGGAGUAUUAGCGCCAGUGGAUUUCCUAUUAAUCGGCCUGGUUCAGGUGGUAUGAUGUCUGGAAUACCUGGAGUAAGGAAGAUGUCUGGGAUGCCCGGAAUGGAGAAUGAUAACUGGGAAGUUCCCAUAUCUCGGUCAAUGCCAAGUGGCAAUGGUUCAACAGUUCAACCUGCUGGAUGUAUUCCGCCACCACUGAUAGGCAAGUCACCAGCACCAAACCAGCAAUGCAACCUCAAAGUUAGUGGUAGUUUCACGAGUGGCAGGACUAGCUCCUUCUUAAUGCUAGUGGUGCAUCUCCUGCUCGCCCAGCUCACUGUAGGAUUUUACACGAACCCUGCGUCUCAACUUUCUUCCCCAUUAAGACAGGCUUCAAUAUCAUCUAUUACUCUGGCUUCUAACAAACCACCGGCUUCAGCUGCAAGAUUGGCAUAUCAAUUUGGCUUAGAUGGCUGGUUGGGUUGGUCCAACCAAGAAAGGAAUGAGAGCCUUUGUCAAGACGAGCUCGAGGAAAGCAGCUUCACUUCUAGAUUAAUACUUUAG